This is a messenger RNA of Plenodomus lingam JN3, 1587 nucleotides long. The record is from RefSeq and is a predicted model, not a curated record. Lineage: Eukaryota; Fungi; Ascomycota; Dothideomycetes; Pleosporales; Leptosphaeriaceae.
AUGUCCCUGAAACUCCAGAGGAGGUCGAAUGUUCACAGAAUUGGCGUUGGUCGAUUCACCGUCCCAGUCUCAGACGAUCCCACCAAGCCACGAGCGGUUUUCCAGCACUUGUUCGACGGUCUAGGCUUGUUGCACAAGUUCCGCAUGGUCGAUGGUAAGGUUUUCUACCGCAGUCGAUACACUCAUGAUGGUGUUGUUCGACGAGCAAAGAAGCAAGGAUAUCUCUCUACCACUAGGUUUGGUCUCAACCCAAACACUCCUCUCAUCGAGGCACAGGAUCCAUGUUCCGCUUUGCUCGGAGCUCAGCAAGCCAUUUGGGUACCCAAUGGCUAUGAAGAGCCUGAUGCGAUGAACUGCAACGUCCAGCCACGUCGUGGUAUGCACCUUCCCAAGGACAAGAACCCUUACUCAAGGGGUGGACAAGCAGAAGAUCCUUUCAAGGAUGAGAUUUUGGUUCACAACGACUGGGUCCAGUUUCAAAUUUGUGAUGCGAAGACCCUAGAGCCCAAGAGGUUGCUCUCAUACGCAGAUAUCAACCCAGAACUCCAAGGAUACGGUAGUUGCGCCCAUCCUGUCCACGACCGCAAGCGUGGGCUCACCUUCAACUGGAUCAUUGAUUCGGCCACCGGUAAACUUAAUGUCUUCUGUUUGGAUGUGGCAGCCAACCCGGCCUAUAUGGUUUGGAAGGCUCCUCUCCCAUGCAGGCCCUGCUACACCCACGCUAUCGCAAUGACGGACAAGUACUGCCUAUUUGUUCGCAAUCCUGUACACAUGGACAUGAGCGACGUCACGAAGUCCAUCUCCGACAUGUUGGUCUGUGAGCAUGACUCCCCAGUCGAAUUCUACCUCCUGGACAAGAAGGAUGGCAGCCUUGUCGCCAAAUACGAGACCAAGAACUUUUACUUCUUCCACAUUGCCAACGGAUACGACUACAUUGAUCCCAAGACUGGCGAUGAGAUGGUUCAUGUUGACAUCUGCAGCUACAAGGACGAGCAUUACCCAUAUGCCGAGUAUGGUCUCGCCAAUAUCCUCGACCCCCUAAGGCCAUAUCAGAUCGGAAAUUUGGUUCGCUACGAGAUGGCCGCUGUGAAUAAGGCCGAUCCCAAUGUCAUGAGCCGCGCUACAGUAAAGGCCGCCAUUCCUGGCAUGGCUGCCGAGCUUCCACGUGUCUCUAAGCCCGCAUCCAUGGACCCCAAUUACCGUUACGUCUACGGUGUGUCCGGCAACGGUAUCCCCGCUCCUGGUACCGAUGUUCCCAUUGCCCGUUACAGCAACGGUCUAGGAAUUGUCCACGCAUCCUUUUACGGAUAUCUUUUCAAGUCCGACUGGAAGACGGGCACAUUCAAGCAGUGGAUCCCUCAAAAUGGAGAGAGUUGCCCUACUGAGCCCAUCUUCAUCCAGCGCCCUGGUGCAACGGAGGAGGACGAUGGUAUCGUCAUCUCAAUCCUCAUCAACAAGGAGGGUACCCACAGUAUUCUUGUUGGUCUUGAUGGUAAGACAUUUGAGGAGGUUGCCAGGGCCGAUAUGCCCCAAGUUUAUGCUCUUGGACCUCACGGUUCUUUUGUCGAUGGUGACUUCGGUCUCUAG